CCAGCAGCCGCCGGGCGAGCGGAGGCCUCCGGACCUGCGCAUCUCCCCCGAGACCUCGCCCUGCUCCCCGCGCCGCCACGACAUGAGCCACGGGCAGGGGACCGACAUGCUCCCGGAGAUCGCUGCCGCCGUGGGCUUCCUCUCCAGCCUCCUGAGGACCCGGGGCUGCGUGAGCGAGCAGAGACUUAAGGUUUUCAGCGGGGCGCUCCAGGAGGCACUAACAGAGCACUACAAGCACCACUGGUUUCCCGAAAAGCCGGCCAAGGGCUCGGGCUACCGCUGCAUCCGCAUCAACCACAAGAUGGACCCCAUCAUCAGCAAGGUGGCCAGCCAGAUCGGACUCAGCCAGCCUCAGUUGCACCGGCUGCUGCCCAGCGAGCUGACCCUGUGGGUGGACCCCUAUGAAGUGUCCUACCGCAUCGGGGAGGAUGGCUCCAUCUGCGUCUUGUACGAGGAAGCCCCAGUGGCCACAUCCUGCGGGCUCCUCACCUGCAAGAACCAAAUGAUGCUGGGCAGGAGCAGCCCCUCAAAGAACUAUGUGAUGGCGGUCUCCAGUUAAAUGCCCUGAGCCCCCACUCUGGCACUCUACUGUACCCAUUCUGCCGUGACAAUAGGCCACCGCAUACCUCAACCUGGGGAACUGUAUUUUUAAAUGAAGAGCUAUUUAUAUAUAUAUUAUUUUUUUUAAGAAAAGAGAAGGAAAAAACCAAAAGAUUUUUUAAAAGAAAAAUCCUUAAAGGGAGCUGCUUGGAAGUGGCCUCCCCAGGUGCCUUUGGAGAGAACUGUUGUGGGCUUGAGUCUGUGAGCCAGUAUCUGCCUAUGGGAGGGGAGAGGGGUUGGAGGAGAGGCCUAGCCAAGGUGAGGAGGGAGAAGUUUUGGCUAGCACCUGAGGAGGAUGGGAAAGGGAGCAAGCAAGGUUAGCAACUGUGAAUAGGAGAGGUCAGUAUUUGCCCUGGAGAGAGAAGAAAGGCUGGUUCAAACCUCCAUCCCAACCGGGACACCUGCAUCUCUGGCUUCUCUUACUCAGGGGCAUUCAAGCCUAGAUUUAAGUAAUACUAUGUUGCCUAAUCUCAUAUUUUUCCGAGAUUCUUGGCAGAGAGUUAAAAGGCCUCUCCUUAUUCUUUAUGUCCUAAGCAGCUUUUUUUGAAAUCAUGACUUGUUUCUAAUUCUACCAUUAGGGGCCUGUAGACAUUGCUUCCCAGCCAGGAAUCUAAACUUUUUUUUUUUUUUUUUUUCCUGUGAGAGGGGGCGGGGAGGGGGUUGUAAGGCAGGGGUUGGAGAUUAUUGGGGUUAGGAUGGAAUGGAGUUCUGCACAAAACCUUUGCUUUGCUAUGUGCUGCUUUGUGUGUAUGUGUGGCAAAUAAUUUGGGGGUGAUUUGCAAUGGAAUUUUGGGACCCAAAGAGUAUCCAGUAGGGAUGUUUUUUGGCCAAAACUUCUUUGUGGAACCACAUGAAAGUCCUGAUGCUGCUGUUAUUAUUCCUUUGAGAGGUGGCUCAAAAGCUACAGGGAACUCCAGGUCCUUUAUUACUGCCUUCAUUUCAAAAGCACAACACUCCUCUGUAACCCUCCCCUCUCCUGUCCCCUUCUGGUUGGGUCAUGGAGCUACCCUAUGCUCUAGACAAGAGUUCUCAGUCACUGUGCAAUAUGCUCCCAGGUUCCAGGAGGGUCUGGAGAACUGGCUCUCAGAAACUUCUGGUGCCCUAGUGGGCUUGGGGAACUGUCUCUCCUGCUCUCCUUGGGAUUAUGGCUGGCUAUUUGGCUUUGCAGAUAAUUCCUUGGCUGGAUGGGAGAGUGCCCCAUGUUCUGCAGGACUACUUGGUAUUCUUGUAGGGCUGACACUAAAAGCCAAACCUUGAGCACUGUUUCUUCUCCCUGGUGCUCAGAGCACCUAUGGGGGAGAAGUUGCUGUCUCUCUCAGUACAAUCCAAAUUUGUCUGUAGACUUGUGCAAUAUUUACUGUUCUGGGUUGGAGAAAAAUGGAAAACUACACUGGGAAGAAACCCCUUCCCUUCAGUUUCUCAGUGAUGUCGGUGAGGGGUUCCUCAGAAAGUUUCAAAUUUCCCAAACUGAAUCACCUUAAGAAGGAUGGAGCUAGAGCAUCUGGUCAACCUGGCUACCCUCUUGCUGUUGCCCCUAAGUGAGGAGUCAUCCUCUCCUACUUCCUCUACCCCCAAGUUCCCUUCCCCACAGCCAGUCCCCUUUCCUGGAUUUCUAUACUCAAUUUUGACUCAAAGGUGCUAUUUACCAAACACUCUCUCUACCCGUUCCUGCCAGUUCUGUCUCCUUUUCAACUCCAGAUUUCGUGCUGCAUUCCCAGACCCUGUUUCCCGACUUUUUUGCUUUAAAGUUAACUUUGGGCCUACAGACCCAAGAGCUAAUUUUCUGGCCUGUGGGUUGAAACACAGCUGUGAAUCACUGCAGAUGUCUUUUUGCCUCUCAUCUGCGAAUAGGUCCCUGCCUUUCUAGAAGCAGCCUCGUGGUUUCAUGCUCGAUCUUUUCUGUCUUCUCUUCUUUUCGAUGAUCACUUUAAAAACAACACCACCCCCGGAGCUGGACUGUUGAGCAGGCCUGUCUCUGUUUGUAGGCUAUUCUGACAGAAAAGACAAAGGUUACUAAUUGUAUAAUAGUGUUUUUAUAUGGAAGAAUGUACAGUUUUAUGGACAAAUGUACCCUUUUUUUUGGUUACUUUAAUAAAAAUGCAGCAGAUGAA
Molecule: messenger RNA, 2711 nt
Organism: Galeopterus variegatus (Sunda flying lemur)
Lineage: Eukaryota; Metazoa; Chordata; Mammalia; Dermoptera; Cynocephalidae
Gene: BTG2
Product: BTG family, member 2
Exons: 2
Coding region: 83-559 (158 amino acids)
Biological process (GO): negative regulation of mitotic cell cycle; negative regulation of cell population proliferation
Cellular component (GO): nucleus; cytoplasm
Source: RefSeq, a predicted model, not a curated record